Molecule: messenger RNA, 1798 nt
Organism: Syngnathus acus (greater pipefish)
Lineage: Eukaryota; Metazoa; Chordata; Actinopteri; Syngnathiformes; Syngnathidae
Product: probable tubulin polyglutamylase TTLL9
Exons: 14
Coding region: 104-1387 (427 amino acids)
Biological process (GO): microtubule cytoskeleton organization; protein polyglutamylation
Cellular component (GO): cilium
Molecular function (GO): tubulin binding; tubulin-glutamic acid ligase activity
Source: RefSeq, a predicted model, not a curated record
ACGACUGUUCCUACGCGGUUUGUGUAGUUACCAUGACAACAGCAGUCAAGCUGGUGAACAACCUGAAUAGUUUCCCGUCAGUUUCCCGUCGUGUGAACGCCUAAUGUUGCUGUCAAAGAAUAAGGCAGCUGGAUUCAAAUCAUCCAAGGACUGUAGCAAGCCCACUGACAAGCGGGAGGCAAGAAGUGCUGUGCGUUACAAAUGUGGCCCACUUGGCACCAUACAGGAUGUCUUGAGACAAAGACCAGGAUGGAUUGAAGUCAAAGAUGAUGAAGAAUGGGACUUCCAUUGGUGCGAUGUGGGCUGGGUGAGGGAGAAUUUUGAUCAUUCAUUCGCGGAGGAACACGUACGGGUAAACCACUUUCCCAACAAUUAUGAGUUGACUCGUAAAGACUUCAUGCUGAAAAAUUUGAAAAGAUUCAAGAAGCAACUUGAAAGGGAGGCCAGCUGCAUCGAGGGCUCCAAAUGUGAUUUCUUCCCUUGCACCUUUGCACUGCCAAAUGAGUAUCAUCUCUUUGUCGAAGAGUUCAAAAGAAACCCUGGCAGCACCUGGAUCAUGAAACCGGCGGCAAAAUCUCAAGGGGCAGGCAUCUUCCUUUUUAAAAAACUGAAAGACAUCAUGGAUUGGAGGAAGCACGAUGGCAUCCGCUCGGAGGAGCAAAAAGAAGUGGAAAGCUAUGUGGUGCAGCGUUACAUUGAGAACCCAUACCUGCUCGGUGGCCGGAAGUUUGAUCUGCGGGUCUAUGUGAUGGUCACAUCGUAUUUUCCCUUGAAGGCAUGGCUAUAUCGAGAAGGCUUUGCUCGGCUCUCAAGCACACGCUUUUCCCUUCAUAGCAUUGAUGACAAGUAUGUUCAUCUCACUAAUGUGUCUGUUCAAAAGACAGCACCUGACUAUGAUCCUGAGAAGGGUUGUAAAUGGAAAAUACAGAAGCUGCGUAGAUACCUGACUGCAAAGCACGGAAGACAGGUGGUGGAAACUCUGUUCAAAGAAAUGGAUAACGUAUUCAUUAGGAGCCUCCAGAGUGUACAAAAGAUCAUUAUAAAUGACAAACACUGCUUCGAGAUCUAUGGCUAUGACAUUAUGUUGGAUGACAACCUCAAACCGUGGUUAAUUGAAGUAAAUGCCUCUCCGUCACUUACAGCCAGUAGUCAAGAGGAUUUCGAGAUGAAAUACAGAUUGCUGGACGACACUGUGACUAUUGUUGACAUGGAAGCAAGGUUGACUGGGAAGGAGACAAGGGUGGGUGGAUAUGAACUCAUGUGGAAUGACGGGCCUGUCUUUAGAGAGGACGUCAAUCCAGAAAUAUAUGAGUGUUCGUAUUUAAAGACCAACACAUACUUGGGAUGUGGAAAUAACUGGGAAUACCGGAAGGUCCCGAAGGUUUGAGAUGCCGUUUCACUAAAUAACUUUGUAUGACAGAAUGGGGCCUCGGGGUGUCAUCCAUGUCUGCAAGUAGCUAUACACGUGCAACAUUUGUGACCAUGUGAUGAGUGCCUUCUUGGACAGUAGUAGUCAACAUACAGUAAGUGAUUUGCAUCUGCUGUGCUGUGGCAGAGUUCAGUGUGCCGGAUAAUUUGAUGCGCUGGAAAUGAUCAUCCAAUUGCUACCAAAAUGAUUUGAGAUCAUCACAUGUGCUUCAACUUCUCCAACUCAAGAAACCCGGAUUUCAGCCAAAUGUGUGUGAAUAAAUUGAGACAUCAUGAUGAAUUUAGUUUUGUACACUUUUUCUGACAUGUUUGUUUGAUGGUGUGUCCGAUUUCUCUUGUAUGUGCCUUGGUAAAGGUUGCAAAUACUGAC